Molecule: messenger RNA, 441 nt
Organism: Rotaria sp. Silwood2
Lineage: Eukaryota; Metazoa; Rotifera; Eurotatoria; Philodinida; Philodinidae
Source: the annotation of a GenBank genome assembly
AUGACUUCCACUCGUGAAGCAUCGCAUGCUGGAAGUUGGUAUGAAUCUGAUGGAAAUUAUCUUGAUCAACAAUUAUCAACAUGGCUUACAGAAGCGAAUAAUAGUGCGAAUAAUCGAUUAAAAGCUCGAGCUAUUAUUGCUCCUCAUGCUGGAUAUAGUUAUAGUGGACCAACAGCUGCAUAUGCAUAUAAAUAUAUUGAUCCAACAGAUAUUGAUCGUGUGUUUCUUCUUGGUCCAUCACAUCAUUAUAGUUUAAAUACAUGUGCAUUAACUAAUCAUACACAUUAUGAAACACCAUUGUAUAAUAUUAAAAUUGAUACACAAGUAUCAAAUGAACUUUAUAAAACAGGUCUUUUUUCUCUUAUGAAUAAACAACAAGAUUCUGAUGAACAUUCAUUAGAAAUGCAUUUACCAUAUAUUGCAAAAAUUUUUGAAAAGUAA